AUGGCUGGCUCAACAAGAUCAUCGACGAUUGCCGAUAGCGACGAAGCCCGGCACCGCGAGAAAAGCAUGGACCAAUCGCCUGGCAACAAGCAAUCGCUGCUCGGCGUGGACGGGCAGGACACUGCAGCACAGUUCCAAACCACAACCCCCUUCCGUGCCGACGGGAAGCAGGAACUGACCGAAGAGGAUGCUUGGGACAAGCUGGGCUACUCUCUGCCCGAGUGGCGUAAAUGGUCCAUCUUCAUUCUCAUCCUUUGCAUUCAGACCUCGAUGAACAGCAACGCUAGCAUGUACGGCUUUGCUGUUGAGGGUAUUGCCGAGGAGUUUCACGUCUCGGAAACCAAGGCUCGCCUUGGCCAAUUCAUCUUCUUGGUCUGCUAUGCGUUUGGUUGUGAGUUGUGGGCGCCUUGGUCUGAGGAACUCGGCAGGUGGCCAACUCAGCAGAUGUCACUGUUCCUGGUCAAUAUCUGGCAGAUAUCUUCUGCCCUAGCGCCCAAUUUUGGCACCAUUAUGGUCUCGCGAGCGUUGGGAGGUUUAAGCACGAGCGGUGGCUCGGUCACGCUGGGAGUCAUCGCCGACCUCUACGAGCCGGAGGACACAGGUUUCCAGUACGCUGUGGCUUUCGUCAUACUGUCAUCCGUUGGAGGGGCGCCGCUAGGGGCCGUCAUAGGCGGUUUCGUGGGACAAUACCGGGAAUGGUACUGGGUUUUCUGGGUCCUUCUCAUCAUGGGUGGAGUGGUCCAAAUCCUGCAUUUCUUUCUCGUCCCAGAGACCCGCUCCACUAUCCUCCUGGACCGAGAGGCAAAGAAGCGGCGCAAGAAUGGCGACAGCAAUAUCUACGGUCCUAACGAACUCAAGACCUUCAAGGAGCGCUUCAGCAUGAAAGAGAUCGGCAAGAUCUGGUGGCGGCCUUGGCUCAUGUUCUUCACUGAGCCCAUCGUGCUGUUCCUAUCCCUUCUCUCAGGAUUCGCUGAUAUGCUGGUCUUUAUCUUCCUAGAGGCCUUCACGCCAGUCUUCGAGCAAUGGGACUUCGAGACCUGGCAAGUUGGAUUGUGCUUCCUCUCAUCGAUUGUCGGCUACAUUAUCUCUUAUCUCACCUAUCUACCGGUGAUAUGGCAUCACAACAAGACUCGCAAGGUCAAUCCAGAUCAACUCUCUCCAGAGUCCCGUCUCUGGUGGCUAUUAUUCCUGGCUCCACUUCUGAGCAUCGGCCUCUUCAUGUUCAGCUGGACCUCUCUCGGCCCACCCCACACGCAUUGGAUCGCACCCAUCAUUAGCGCCGCGGUGAUCGGAAUAGCCAACUACGCUAUCUACAAGUCCUCCAUAGACUAUAUGAUAGCGGCCUAUGGUGUAUAUGCUGCUUCCGCCACGGGUGGCAACGACCUUGCCCGCGACUUCCUGGCCGGUAUCGCUGCGUUAUACGCACAUCCCUUCUACGAGAAUAUUGGGCCCGAGAACAGGAAGCUCGUUUACCCGAGUACAAUCCUGGCUUGUCUGGCGGUAUUGGUCAUCAUUCCAGUCUACGUGUUUUACUGGAAGGGGGAGCAGAUCCGCUUGAAGAGUAGGUUUGCGCAGGAGCUUGAGAAGCAGAGACGAGCCAGACUUGAAAAGAGUGGCAGACGAAGCACGAUCGGUCGGCAGGGCGGUCUGGGUGAGAACGGUAGGGCUAGUAACACCGGGGCGGGCGAGAAGAGGGUCGAGCAAGUAUGA
Cyphellophora europaea CBS 101466 is the source of this 1710-nucleotide messenger RNA. RefSeq lists its product as uncharacterized. Lineage: Eukaryota; Fungi; Ascomycota; Eurotiomycetes; Chaetothyriales; Cyphellophoraceae. The transcript has 3 exons. Gene Ontology annotation, biological process: transmembrane transport. The coding region runs from base 1 to 1710 and encodes 569 amino acids. Gene Ontology annotation, molecular function: transmembrane transporter activity. The record is from RefSeq and is a predicted model, not a curated record.